Messenger RNA from Sphenostylis stenocarpa, 1944 nucleotides. NCBI's taxonomy places the organism in Eukaryota, Viridiplantae, Streptophyta, Magnoliopsida, Fabales, Fabaceae. The record is from the annotation of a GenBank genome assembly.
AUGGGUGACAGAAGAAAGAAGCAGCAUCGUCUGCAGGACUCAUCCACUUCCUCGUCCUCUUCGUUGUCGGACUCCGACCACUCUUCGCGGCGGCGGAGACGGCGGCGCGAGAAGGAGCGGCGCAGAAGGAGUGAGGAGAAGGGGGAGCGAAGGAGGAAGAGGAGAGACAGAGAGAGGAAAAAGAAGAAGAGGCUCCACGAUUCUGAUUAUUCCUCCAACUCUUCGGAGGAUGAAGACGAACAACCUAGGGUUCAGCCUGAAACUGUUAUAACGGAAAUGAUGAGAGAGUUCCCCAACGUCGGCAACGAUUUGGAGCAGCUUUUGCAAAUGAUCGAUAAUGGGCAAGCUGUUGACAUAAAGGGUAUAUCAGAACGAUCUUUAGCAAAGCAUUUGAAGAAGCUGUUUCUUUCGUUAAAUCUUAAGGAGAAUGGAGAUAGGGUUUUCUUGCUGCGUUCUAAAGCUCGCCCUACUUUGGGUGUUCUUGGCCCUCUCAUUCACUCCUACACGAAUCCCAUGAAGGAACAAGGGGAGGCUUCUGCACCGGUGCCUGAAUCCAGUUCAGUUCCAGUGGAUGUUGGAAAUGAACAGAUGGUGGGUGACCAUGUGCCCGUAACUCCAGAAGAUCAUUCGGUUGGUCCUAGGAAAAGGAUGAUUGGCCCUGCAAUGCCGUCAGCUGAAUUACUGGCUGCUGCUGCCAAAUUAACAGAGGCACAGACUGAGCUCAGAGAAGCCGAAUUGGAUGAUGACAAUGAACUAUUUAUAGGACCUCCACCAGCAGCUAUGGUAUCUGAAGCAGAAUCAGCUAAUGAAGCAGAACGUUUUGAAGAGGUGACCAGAAUAAUGGAAGUUGAGGCUGACAGCCCAUAUGAUGUUCUAGGCGUCAAUCAUAAUAUGUCCAAUGAAAAUGUAAAGAAAAGGUACUGGAAGAUAUCAUUAUUGGUUCAUCCAGAUAAAUGCUCUCAUCCGCAAGCCCACCAGGCUUUUAUUAAGUUAAAUAAAGCUUUCAAAGAGUUACAAGAUCCAGAAAAGGUGAGCCUGCUAGAAGGAUGGAACUUGAAUAGUGAAUAUUUUAUUGACACAUGGCUGAAGUCAUUUGAAAAAGCCGAUGUUAUUAGCAAUUUUCUUGCACUGGCCUAUGUUAUUGCUGACAUUCACUGUCGGAAAGCAAUGGAUGAGAAAAUCAAACUCAAGCAAGAACAAGAGGAAUUUAAGGCUGAACUUAAAACCAUGCGUGAGGCUGCACUGUGGAGAAGAUCUCAAGGUGAGUUCCACUAUGUAGAGGGUUUUGUCAAGGUUGUUCAGGUCACUUUUCUGGAUGACAUACUUAAUUUGACAGUGAGUGAUAUGAACUUAACUUUGGUGAGGAAAUCCGUGGCAGGUAUUUCCAUGGAGGGUGAUGAGGAGCUUCUGGCACAGACAGAGGUUAAAGUGGAGCCAAAAAGGGAUGAGUGGAUGACAACACUGCCUCCAGAAAGGAAACCUGGUGGUAUGACUAUGCACUCAACCAAGUUUAGCCGGGGGCCAAAGGAAGGUAGAGGUGAUACUAGUGUUUGGACCGACACCCCUUUGGACAGGGCCCAGAAAGCAAAGAUGAAUUAUUUGGAGGCGUACAAUGAAGCCACUGCUCUAGCUUCAAAUGAAGAGGAUAAGAAAAGGGCCAGUGCGGAUGCAGAAUUGGUGGACAAAUACAAUAAAGCAAAACGGUCAAAAACAUUGGUCGAGAAGCAUCAAGAAGAGGUUGCUAACAAAUCCAAGAAAAAGUCCAAGCAAGUGAAGCAACAGCCAGAGAAGGAAGAGUGGGUGGGUCAACAUCCAUGGAAGCCAUGGGACCGUGAAAAGGAUCUGACUGCUGGAAGGAAAACUGUAAAUUUUGAUUCAGAAAGCAUGACUAAGGGUUUAUCUUCGAGGUUUUCUUCUGGAAACUUUCAGAGGAACUUCCUUUGA